This is a messenger RNA of Aspergillus wentii DTO 134E9, 3606 nucleotides long. It is a transcript of the gene amdX, whose product is annotated as putative C2H2 transcription factor (AmdX). Gene Ontology annotation, biological process: regulation of transcription by RNA polymerase II; DNA-templated transcription. The transcript is spliced from 3 exons. Gene Ontology annotation, molecular function: DNA-binding transcription factor activity, RNA polymerase II-specific; RNA polymerase II cis-regulatory region sequence-specific DNA binding; zinc ion binding. The record is from RefSeq and is a predicted model, not a curated record. Bases 1 to 3606 code for a protein of 1201 amino acids. Lineage: Eukaryota; Fungi; Ascomycota; Eurotiomycetes; Eurotiales; Aspergillaceae. Gene Ontology annotation, cellular component: chromatin.
AUGUUACUAGACGCCAUGGUGGGUCAAGAUUCGGGUAGUAGCCCCAAAGUGGAGGACCUCGCCAGUAUUAGUGAGGUUCCCGGCGAUAUGCCUGCGCCACCCGCCGCGUCAAAGGACAGCUCGAAGAAGACAGACCCAAAUAACCAGGCGGCUAAUGGCAAUGUACCUCCACCCAAGACUGACAAGCCUCGGCCGCACGUCUGCACCACAUGCAGUCGCUCGUUUGCCCGCCUCGAACACUUGAAGCGUCAUGAGCGCUCGCAUACAAAGGAAAAGCCAUUUGAAUGUCCAGACUGUGCGCGCUGUUUUGCCCGUCGGGAUCUUCUCCUUAGACAUCAGCAGAAAUUGCACAUGACUUCAACACCAUCAUCGCGCCCGAGAAAUGCUCGGAGGGAAAGCACCGGUGCCGCUGGUACAGGGACGGGGACGGGGACAAAUCGUGUUCGCAAGAAUUCCAUCGCUAGUAAUUCGAGCAACAUGAGACCCCGUGCCAAUACCAUCAGUCACAUCGAUCAGUCUGCUUUAGGUAUUGUCAAUACAACCAACCCUUCACCGGCGCCUCAGGCGCAGCCCAACCAUGCAUACCAUGCGAGUAUCAGUUCGUCUGUGGGCUCGAAUGUUGAUUAUCAUCAUCACCACCGCGGCUUCAGCUCGGGGCAUCCCCCAGUGAAUGGUCUCGCAAAGAUCGAGACUUCUGGCCUGCCAGUUGAUCUCUCCGGUGGACUUCGUACUGCCCCUGUCUAUGGCAGCUUCGAUGUUAAUCUCGGAGAGAUGCUCAUGGGUCAUGGCAGCACAAUCAACCCGGCUCAGCUUCACUUUGGUGGCUCCCCGCAGCAGAACUACGGACACGACUCUCCCUCCUCCCCAUUCACUCAUGGCGCCCACCACAUUCCUCCUACCACGGAACCGAUGAUGGAAGACGAAUUCAGUUUCGACUGGAUGAACGGAUUUGAUCCCUCAUUACCUCUGGGUAACGGUCCCGACUCGGCCAUCGACGAGUCUUCCCCCUCGGCGAUGAGUACAGGUAGCCAGAGUGGAAUUAGUGAGGCCAUGAUGGACGGGUCAAAUCGUCUCUCCAUGCCUUCUUCUGGCUGGCACAACCCUUUUCCAUCGCAUACUGGCGCUCCUUCCAACCACUUUCCGAUCGAUUACUCGUCUCCUACUUUUAACGAUUUAGGAAUCCCCCCGGAGACUGUUUCUCCAAAGUCCCUGAUGGCUCAGAAUCCGUUUGCUGAAACGUAUGCCACCCCUCCGUCCAUGACGUCGGUGGGACAGCCCAUGUUGGGUGGACAUUCGCAGAGUAUGUUUUCAUCCUCUAUGGCAACAAGCGGAGAAUCUCCUAAUCCUCUCAACCUCCCUUUCGCCAAUAGUGCCCUACGAAAUCACCAUUCCCCAACCUCCACAGAUACCUUUACAGACUCGACACGACGGGCUUUAUUAGCCAGUAUGGCCCAGCCCUCCGGUUUCAGUCAUCGCAAGUACUCCCAACCAGCAAGUGGAAUGAUACAUAGUCGCGACCUGUUUUCUCGUUCCGGUGGAUUCAACAGCACCGGUCCGUUACCCAGCACCUUGGACAUGCAACGUUAUAUCUCGGCCUACAUCACCUAUUUCCAUCCCCAUAGCCCGUUCCUUCACAUCCCGACCCUCAACUUCCAAGCCCCCGAGUAUACAAGCAACCUGCGAACGCCCAGCGGUCAUUUAAAUCUAAGCUCUACCGGUGUAGCCGGGGGUGGAGGCUGCCUGAUUCUGUCCAUGGCAGCAAUCGGUGCUCUCUACGAGUACGACACGGCCGCCUCCAAAGAUCUUUUUGAAGCAGCCAAGAAAAUGAUCCAGCUCUAUCUCGAAGAGCGCCGUAAAGCAGACAUGUCCGCCGCCUUGAGUCGAUCAAAUCCCGUCCGUGAUGACUCUGUACACAACACCCCACUUUGGUUGGUGCAGGCGAUGCUACUCAACGUGAUCUACGGACAUACGUGCGGUGAUAAGAUGUCCGCAGAUAUCGCUAGUACCCAUUGUGCCGCAUUGGUCAGCCUUGCCCGGGCAGCAGACCUGACACACCAUAUUGACCCUCAUAAUCUCCCCCCGGACCACUUGAGUGCUGGACUUGGCGCAAAGGAACAACAGGGCUCUGAUUCUGAGAAUUGGGGCUCCCCAUCAUUUGGUCCACCUAAAGAACGGAAAGACUGGCUGGAUUGGAAGAUAGUUGAGGAACGGAAGCGCACUCUCUAUGCCAUCUUUGUCCUCUCCAGUUUCCUCACAUCGGCCUAUAACCAUGCCCCGGCUCUUACUAAUUCUGAAAUCCGGCUCGAUCUCCCAUGUGAAGAGGAUCUGUGGGCGGCUGAGUCGCCCCAGGCGUGGAAGAAAAUGGGAGGACAUCUAGCAUCCAAGAAGGGCCUGCCGUUUUCGGCUGCUUUGACGACACUGUUGACUGCCAGCCAAAGAGAGCAACAGCAAACACCUCCGCCAAAUGAUCUCUUCAGCUUCAGCACUCCGCCCGAGGAUCUGCCAAGUAGCGAUAUGAAACCAAGCACAUUCGGUUGCCUUGUACUUAUAUAUGCCCUGCACAACUAUAUCUGGGAAACUCGACAGAGACACAUGGGUCGACAGUGGACCGCUCGGGAGACCGAUGCCAUGCAAGCACAUAUUGAGCCUGCCUUGCGGGCAUGGCAAGCUGCCUGGGCCAGUAGUCCAUUCCAUAGCCUGGAGCGGCCCAAUCCAUUCGGAGCAGGUCCAUUGUCUGCAGAUAGUAUACCGUUAUUGGAUCUUGCCUAUGUGAGGCUGUUCGUUAAUCUUGGACGUUGCAAGGAGGCAUUUUGGCAGCGAGACUGGAAUGCGAUGUCUGAUGAGCUCGCGCGCGGGACCGAGAUAUUCCAGCAUGUGGAAGAGAUUUCUCCAGAUGUGCUUGACCCGUCGAUGACCGACACCGUCGGUCAGUUCGAUCAUAGGCGUGACUCGGUGGCGUCUCUGGGUGUGGGAGAUCUUGCUAUCUCCAAGACCCCGACGCAAGAGAACCCCAUGCAUGUUCCCCUAGAUGCAUUGACAAGCUUCUAUCGACCUGGCCAGUCCAGACGGGAAAAGCAUCUACGGAAGGCUGCUUUCUACGCAGCUGAUUCAAUCUCCAUGUCAGAUCGACUAGGGAAUACUUUUGCCGAGUUCACAUGCAGAGAGCUCCCCAUCCAGUGUGCUAUGUGUUCUUUUGACUGCGCUCAAGUCCUUGCAGAAUGGAUCACCACAGUCCAAGAGCGUGUUGGACAGUACUUAGGAAUUCUGGGCCAAGAUGAAGUUGAUAUGGCUCAGGCCUCUGGCCUUGUGCUAUUGGAGGAGGAGGAUUUUAAACUUUUGGACAAGAUUAAGGAGAUACUUGGGAGUAUCGAGACCAAGUUGCAACGAGAAGCUCAAAACAGUACUACUGUUUCUGCGCUGAGCGUGUUGCAGCGACUACCUAGUGUUGUGGAGGGGGGUUAUGGCUGUAAGAUUUUGAUAGCCACAGCAAGCCUUCUGGACAGAGCUGCUGUCUGGCCAGUAACAAAACUCAUGGCUCGAUCUCUUGAAGCGCAAGCUAUGCGCUUGAAAGAACGUGCUGAAACCUCACUAAUGGGCUCUGCCUAA